AUGCUUUCUAAGGUAGUCAACUCCGUAGCCACAUUACGAGACUACUCCCGAAAUCUCUUGAUUUCUCUCACAGCCGUCUUGAGAGGCAGAGAGCGCCCGAUCAUAUUCGUCUGCCAUAGUCUGGGGGGCAUAGUCUGCAAGCAGGCUCUAGUCCUAGCGCAUGAGGACGAUCACCGAUAUGCCGACAUACUCUAUGCCACUUCAGCCAUUGUUUUCUUUGGGACUCCACAUCGUGGCUCCAAAGGAGCUGAUAUUGGUAAAAUGGUUGGAAGAGUGGUCAAUAUGUGUUUACGUGCAUCACAAACCGCCGGUCUAGCUGGGACAAUAAGAAAUGACCUUCUCACCACUCUGGGGUCUAAUUCUCAAGCGCUGAGCGACCUCGCUGUCUCAUCUCGAAAUCGUUUGAGAGACUUGGGGAUCGUGACAUUCCACGAAACAGAAACCAUACCUGGGCUGUCUGAAUUGGUUGUUGAUCAGCAUUCCGCUAUCAUGGAAAUACCAGGCGAGGAUAUCAUACCACUCUUCGCAAACCAUAGAACUAUGUGUCGUUUUGAAGGAGCAACGGACGACGGUUACAGCUACACCUUGAAGGCCAUUGAUCGAUUGGCCAGAACAGCUCUCUUGAGCAGAGAGAUGGCAACAAAAGCGGAUCGGACAUCCUCCAACCAGUCCUUGAGCGAAACAGAGAAAUCCUGCAUGGUCCUUCUUAAUUCUAUCCAUCUUACAGAAUACAAAGCACUACUACCAACGCCAGUACAAGGGACCUGUAGCUGGAUCCUGAGCCACCCUGCAUAUCUAACCUGGAUAAAAGCUGAGGAAUCGAGAGUACUCUGGGUUACGGGCGAACCAGGCUGUGGCAAAACAAUGCUCUCUGCCUAUUUGACGGAUCACUUGAGGCUACGUCACGCCACCGCCUCCAAACCUCAAGUCUUCUUCUUUUUCUGCGACGACAAAAUCAAAUCGCAGCGAGACGCAAACGCUUUACUUAGAGGCAUUCUUUACCAAAUCCUACAGCAACAUCGAAAACUCAUUAGGCAUGUAAAGAGUCGAUUCGAAAUGGAUGGGCCUAGCCUCGCAAACUCAUUUCCAGCGCUUUGGGAACUUUUCCUGAAAGUAGCUGCUGAUUCAGCACCGGGUACUGUCGGAGUCAUAGUGGAUGCGAUUGACGAGUGUGAAGUCAGGACACGCAACAGCUUCCUAAAGGCAAUGAACCAACUAGUAAACGAGCGCAAGGAUGCACAUCGACAAGAUCGCAACUACAUCAAGUUCCUGAUAACCAGCCGUCCUUCGCUCGGCAAUUCACAUCAUCUCACGGAGUUGACGGAGAACAGACUACCAAUCGAGCAAAACCAGAUCAUUGUCAGCGAGGACGUGAAGUUGGUCAUCCGAAGCAGAGUUGGCGAAAUUGCGAACAAAUUUCAAUUCGAUGACGAGAUGAAACACUAUCUGGAAGAAUCGCUGUACACAAAGUCUGAUCAGAGUUUUCUCUGGUUGAACAUGGUACUCCAAAGUCUGGAGAGCAGUCCAAGGGCGUCGAAGAGAGACUUUGAAAGGUUCAUCAACACAUUCCCUCAGAACCUUGAGGCUACUUAUGGCAAAUUUCUAAGUUCAAUCCCGCCUAGGGAUCGAGAGGACGCUGAAAAAUUCCUACAUCUGCUCGUUGCAGCCUCAAGACACUUGACGUUAAUGGAACUGAAUGUUGCCUUCACAAUUGAUCAAAUCCACAAAUCCACAGUCGAUUUAGCAAAUGAUCUGCAGCUUUCUAUACGCUCGACGCUACAAAACUUUGUAGGAUCCUUCAUCCGGAUCAAGGAACUGGAUCGUAGCUCAAAGGACGAUCUUAUUGUUUCCCUUAUACACCAGUCCGCUAAAGAAUACCUUACAGACCUCGCACUCCGUUCUACAGACAGAGUGGUGCAGAGCCUCGCGGUUCCUCUAGUGGAUGCAGCACUCAGUAUGUCUCAGUCGUGUAUACGAUAUCUUCUCAUGGAGGAGUUCAAGACGGACCUGUUUGCGUCGGAAAGGACGAGCGUCGAAAGUGGCUCGCCCAAUUCAUCUCAUUUCUUACCUUUCACGGACUCCGACACAGCGGACUCGGGUGGUCCUCUCGGCCUAGACGAUCAUCUCGGCCUAGAGAACUUCUUCAAAGACUCGCAGGAACUGGAAGAGGCACAAUGUGCGCUGAUCGCCCAAGAAUACAGAUUCUUUGAUUAUUCCGCGACUCAUUGGGCAGAGCAUUACUCGCUUUGUGAAGACGUCGCCCCAAAGUCCAUCCGGGAAGCUGUCCGCCAACUGACAGCAAGCUCCAGCUGCGCUUUGACCAACUGGUUGAAAUUCUACUGGAUCAAAAACAACAUCGAGUACUCAUUCCCGGAUACUUUCGAAACAAUCGAAGUGGCCGCAUUCUUCAACUUGAGCCUGCUGCUUGCCGAGGUCAUAGAGAAUGCAAAUGUUAGAAGCGAGACAACCAAAGUCCGAGCGUUGUUCUGGGCGGCGAGAAUGUCCUCCCCGGAUUGUAUGAGGAUUUUGCUCCAGCAUGGCGCAAGCCCUAACAGCAUCGGUAUCGAUCGGCAAACACCCUUAACUGUAUCUGCGCAGUACGGGCAUCUGGAUGCUAUCCAAGUGCUUCUCGAUGAGCCAAGUACAGAAGUUGCUUUGAGAGGUAAAUCUGGAAGAUCAGCACUGUCGUUUGCAGCGGCAAACGGGCACUUGGAUAUCGUUGAUGUCCUGCUCAAACGAGGAGCGUUCAGUCCGGACGAUCAAGAUAAUAUGCAUUGGACUCCACUCUUCUGGGCCGUGCAAGGGGACUACGCAGGCAUUGUGCAAUUACUAUUAAAACAGCCGUCGGUCAAUGUCAACCAGGUCGAUAAAUCUGGACGCUCGGUCCUAUCCUGGGCUGCGGGAGAGGGCGCCCGGCGAGCUUUAAAGAUCCUUCUCAAGCAUCCUCCCGUUGAACUCAAUCUCAAAGAUGCUCAAGGUCGUUCUCCGUUGUCGUGGGCUGCAGGUAAUGGACAAAGAGAAGCGGUCAGUACUCUGAUGCACAAAACUGGUGUUGAUAAAACCACCAAAGAUAAAGACAUGCGCAACGUAAUUUCAUGGGCAUGUCAAGGCGGACAUACCGACACGCUGCGCACAUUACUCAAAUAUGGUUGUGGCGGUGUGGAUGAUGUAGAUAUUGAUAUCUGGACGCCACUACUGUGGUCACUAUUUGUUCGUUCCCCAGCGACGAUAGAAACACUCCUCUCCACUCGCCGUGUGCAAAUCGACCGUCAGGAUGGUUACGGUCGUACGGCAUUAAUAUGGGCUGCAAGCUACGGAUAUCUAGACGUGGUACAGCUUCUAGUAUCGUGGAAUGCGACUGUGCACAUCAAGAACCAUGGGGGACAUACUGCUGCGGAUGUCGCAAGAUUGGAAGGGCAAAUUGAGGUGUGGGAGUUUUUAGAGGCUCAGCAAGACAGGGCAGUAGAGAGAAGUGUGGAUCUGCGAGUGGGAACGUGA
Didymella exigua CBS 183.55 is the source of this 3498-nucleotide messenger RNA. Its product is annotated as ankyrin. Gene Ontology annotation, molecular function: protein binding. The coding region runs from base 1 to 3498 and encodes 1165 amino acids. The record is from RefSeq and is a predicted model, not a curated record. The transcript is spliced from 5 exons. NCBI's taxonomy places the organism in Eukaryota, Fungi, Ascomycota, Dothideomycetes, Pleosporales, Didymellaceae.